AUGAUACGUAUUGGCGAAAAGGCGUUGAAUAAAUUUCGUACCGCUUUAUUAUUGGAUAAGAAUCCUUCUUUGUCAAAGUCACUCAUACGAUCGCGACUUUAUACGGCUUUAAACAGCGACGACAUUUUCGCAAAGGUAGCACAGUCUUUGCUUGAGGAGGAACGGGAUACCAAGACCCUUCGUUGUUUGCGUUGUAAGCGUUUUGGCCAUGUGGCAUCCACGUGUAAUGUGCGGUUGCCGAAAUACAAUAGGCCACGUCAAGGCACUUCUAACCAAUCACGGUACUCAAAAAACUUUCGAGGAGCCGCCUCCCACCGUUGCCAGUGGCGACGUGCAGCCCAGAAUGACAGGAUCCCUAUAGAUUUAAUUCGAAGGCCCGCAGGAUCCCGUUUGCAUCCUGUUUUGUACUUCGCCUAUCAAAAUAACAGGCCCAGGGGUUCCACAUUCUCAACCAACGGCGUUCAGAUUUGGUACCACUAA
Molecule: messenger RNA, 480 nt
Organism: Trypanosoma theileri
Lineage: Eukaryota; Euglenozoa; Kinetoplastea; Trypanosomatida; Trypanosomatidae
Product: putative structural maintenance of chromosome protein 4
Exons: 1
Coding region: 1-480 (159 amino acids)
Molecular function (GO): zinc ion binding; nucleic acid binding
Source: RefSeq, a predicted model, not a curated record